AAGAAGCAAGUCGAGCCACAGAUUACAAGCGGAGGCCAAGACAGGGACAUAACAGAGCACAGCCAUGUCGUCUCUUAUGACAACUGACGUGGAGGAGCUGCGGGCGACGCACGCGGUGCUGGGUGAGGCGCCUCGGAAGAUCCGGCACAGCAUCAUGGUGCCGCUCGACGCCACGGGUAUGGUUCUGGUCCCCGGCACCCUGGUGCGAACAAACGAGGUCCUUGUUUCACUGGGGGACGAGACAGUGGUCGAGGUGUCGGCGGCACAUGCUCGUGGAAUGAUUGAGCGGCGUCUGGACGCCCUGGGUGCGGGUCUCGGCGCGGCACUGGUAGCGGAGCGGACGAUGGUCGCCAAUACGAUUGCCAAGCCGGCGUCCGAACCGGUUGCCAAGCCCGGACAAGCUUUGAAGCCGAAAGCUGACUCUGCAGACAAGCCGGCGUCGAGCGCGGCAAGCGGAGCGGGGAGCGCUGUGCCCGAGACGAUGAGCAGCGAGAAGCGGACGCGGGACAUGCUGGCGGCACUGGGGAUGUCGCAGGAUGCAGUCGAUGCUGCGUUGACUGCGCCGCUGGAUGUGACUGAGCCGAUGGUUCUCGAGCGUGGCGCUGGAGUGUUCGAGAUUCGCGAGCCGCUGGAGGAAGACAAGGAUGCAACCGGGUUGUCGGUGCCUGCCGCGCCGUCGUCGACGGGCGAGCCGGCGCCAGCGAUUGGCUCGACAAGCAGUAGCUACUCGGCGAUGCGCAAGCGGAUGGAGGAGCUGGAAGCUCUGGAGGCGAUGGCUGAGGCCGAGGGCAUCGACGUCACUGACGACGCCGCAGUGGCCAGCUACAUGGGUGUUGCACCAGCCGAGGCUGACGGGCGACCGGCCAAGGUGACAGUCAAGGCCAAGGACCAUGGCGAUGCAGCCAAUGGCAAGGGCAAGGGCAAGGGCAAGGAAGAGGUUGACGAAGCCAGCUCCGCGCCCGUGGCGCUGGCCAUGUCUGAUGACGCGGGACGGGACGAGAAGAAGCGGAUGCUCAGCUCUGUUGUUGAGCGCGACCCGUACGCACUCGUUGGAGCGGUCAAGGAGCGUGAGCCCGAGGUCGCACCGUCGCCCGCGGUUGCCACCGCGUUGGCAAACCACAUGGAGAUUGAGGCCGCCAAGGACGAAGUGCUCAAGCGUAUGCAUCAUCAGAUCCUCAUCCAGCAAAAGGCCGAGAUUGAGGCCGAGCGCGAGGGCGUCGAGCCGCCGAUCGACACCACGGGCAUGUCGCAGUUCCGCAUCGACAUGUUGCGGCGCGAGGGCAAGAUCCCGUGAGAGUUUCUUGUCAAGUAUCUUCCUUCCCCCUGCAUGUGUGCAGCGUGGCAUAAAACGAUCGGGUGGUGGCGUGGCGAUG
Thecamonas trahens ATCC 50062 is the source of this 1373-nucleotide messenger RNA. RefSeq lists its product as uncharacterized. The transcript has a single exon. The coding region runs from base 65 to 1294 and encodes 409 amino acids. The record is from RefSeq and is a predicted model, not a curated record. Gene Ontology annotation, biological process: negative regulation of phosphatase activity; negative regulation of transcription by RNA polymerase II. Gene Ontology annotation, molecular function: chromatin binding; transcription corepressor activity; phosphatase inhibitor activity. NCBI's taxonomy places the organism in Eukaryota, Apusomonadida, Apusomonadidae.